GUACAAGGCUCUUACGUUGCAAGUCUGCGUUAAGAAUAUUUAUUUGGCAAUGGUUCACUUCUGCUGUGUUCCUGAAUGUCACCAGGAGGGAUACCGAUGCAAAAGCGGCGAAAAGGUCUCAUUUCACAAGUUCCCACGGGACAAGGUCAUGUUCAAAAAGUGGAUAAUCGCCAUAAGAAGGGAUCCAGGGCCAAACUUCGUGGUCGGCCAGUUUACGAGGGUCUGCUCCAAACAUUUCAAGCCGGAUGACUAUAUCCCAAACGUGGCCAGUGGGCGACGCUUUCUGAAAGACAAUGCUGUGCCGACGCAGUUUGUGUUUGCCAAGCCUGUGAAACAGCGUCGACCACCUAAGGAGCGAGCACUGCGCUGCAGCAAGAGUCUCACAAGCCAUCUUUUACAAGCAGCAAGCCCCGACACUGAUCUGAGUCAGCGUGAAAGUAAGAGUGACCGAGAUAUGACCUGGGAACCUUCACAGCAAUCCGAAGGUGCAGGCCAACGAGCCAAGGGUCAUGCGACGCAAAACACUGCUGCAGAUGUGGUUUGUCAGUCGUGCACUGCCACUUUUCAAAAAAUUCAACUGGAGCUAAAAGCAAGGUGCGAAGAAGUUGCACAGCUGUCUGCUCAUGUUCAGAGCCUUAAAAGGGCUUUAGGUGAAGCAAGGAAGCUCAGAGAGGACAUCGUCGCAGUAAACGACAACAACAUUGAGCUGAUUGCAGAGAACAAAAAGCUAACUGAGCAGCUUGAACAUGUCAAAAAGCAGCUGCAAGAAAUGCAACGAGCAGCUGAAGACAAAGAAAGUCGAGCAAAAAAAGAAAGAAAGCCAUUUUCACUUGCGAGGUUCCGUGAUGACGACAACAGCAUGCAGUUUUACACUGCAUUAUCUAGCUACAAGCACUUUCAAUGCUUCCUUUUAUACCUGAAGCCGGGUGAAAAUGCCUGUAAUGUAUACUUGGAAAAUGAAAGCACACCUGGGGACGUUAAGGGACGCCCACGGAAGCUUGAACCUGCGGAAGAACUUUUUCUCACACUGAUGAAAUUGAAAACUGGAUUUUUCCACCUGCAUCUCGGCCAUAUUUUCGGUGUUUCUGCAAGUACAGUGUCAAGAGUGUUUUCUGGUUGGAUCAAUUUUAUGUACAUCCAGCUGGGAAAACUUACUCUGUGGGUGCCACGCAGUAAGAUUGACAGGCACAUGCCUCCUGCAUUUCGGGAGCUGUACCCAAGCACAAGGGUGAUCAUCGAUGCCACAGAGGUAAAGUGUGAAGUACCUAGCUCCCUCGUUUUGCAGUCAGGUACGUACUCAACUUACAAGUCGGCGAACACGUUUAAGGCUCUCAUUGGCGUGGCACCAAAUGGUCUUCUUACGUUCGCAUCAGAACUUUUCAUGGGGUCGCUCUCUGACCGCGAAAUAGUGAUCAGAAGUGGUUUUCUGGACUUAAACUUUGCCCCCGGCGACACUGUCAUGGCCGACAAGGGCUUUAAGAUCAAGGAGCUACUUCAAGAAAAAGGGGUCGGCCUGAAUCUGCCACCUUUCUUGACACAAAAACAAUUUGAGGAGGAUGACGUGCAGCGGACACAAGAAAUCGCUUCACUCCGAAUUCACGUCGAAAGGAGAAUACAACGAAUCAAGUGCUACCACAUCUUUGAUAAGGCAGUACCACUUUCCCUGGGUCCGCUGAUUAAUCAGGUAUGGUCAGUGUGUGCCGUGCUGAGCAAUAUGCAAAGCCCUUUGAUCACCGAAAGCGAGUGACUGGUGGGAAAAACUGCUUUAUUGCUGCUAACUCUUACAAAUGGAUUUGUUUAUUACAAAAGCUCACUUGCCUUUAUUGCAUAAAUGUUUAGCUCUUCAUGCAAUAUUCAUGUUUUCACCUGCUGUACGAAGAAUGGGAGCAGAGUGUCAAAAUAAAAAUUGUCUAGCACAUGAACCAUGUCGUUCCACUCUUUUUCGGCGAAACGCACGCGCUGCACUAUAAUAAAGUGCGGUCCGAAGACAACGAAGUCUGCCCACUGUGUGCGAGU
This is a messenger RNA of Dermacentor albipictus, 2016 nucleotides long. RefSeq lists its product as uncharacterized. The record is from RefSeq and is a predicted model, not a curated record. NCBI's taxonomy places the organism in Eukaryota, Metazoa, Arthropoda, Arachnida, Ixodida, Ixodidae.